AUGGAUCUUUGGGCCGAAUCCAACGGCCCUCCGCGUAAGAAAAUACGCAAGGGAACUAAGAGCUGUAUUGAAUGUCGCCGCCGAAAAAUCCGGUGCACGUACGAUCCAGGCCGCUCUGAUGCCUGCCAUGAAUGUAGGCUGAGAGGUUCCUCUUGUAUUGAUCAAGCACAGGGUAUGGAAGAGCCUGCCCCAGUAGCAGGGUACGGGCAGGCGGAACAACGCUACAGUCUCCGGGAAAGAGUUGCCCACCUGGAAAGCGUGGUACAAAAGCUGGCCAAACGAGUUGACCAGCAGAGUGCUGAUGACACAGUUCCCAAGCCUAUACCGAAGACCAGAGCACCUUCGCCAGUGCCAGAUCCCGAUUCGGAUCAACUAGGCCCAUCGAGCGACCAAAUCCGAAAUGCACCGGUGCUGCAGUUAUUCGAUAACUAUGUUGUGAGUCGGCGCGAAGACACGGAUAGCAACGAUCGGUUCGCGGGUGCUCAAGAUACAUCGUCCAAAGCAUGCACGGUACGCGCCGAGCUCCUGGCCUUGCUUCCACCUGCGGAGACGUUACGAAGAGUGAUUGCGGAAGCAUCGCAUGCAGGCUGUCUGUGGGACGAAUAUUUCCCCAGUCGUCCAGAAACGUCGACCUUUUUGUCAGCAGUAUAUCAAAGUGCGAUUGCCCCGGCCGAAAUGGCCAAGGUUGUCCUUUGGCUGGCCAUCAGUGUCGUUCACUUGCCGCCCGAGUUCGACUUGAGUGGUCUGCAUGAUCCUCUCGAUCCUCAGAAGUUCUCCGCACGGUGCAACGAAGCAGUCGACCGCCUUGUAGUCCGUGACGAUGAAUAUGCUGCCACUUUACCGGGCAUCGAGGCGCAGACUCUACUCGCAAAAUCUCACUUAAGCGAGGGUCGACUUCGUAAGGCCUGGCUAGUCAAUCGUCGUGCGAUCGAAUUUGCCUAUCUUGCGGGCAUGCAUUUCUCCACCCGUACGGCGCGACCUACCGACACACUCUUCGACCGACGAUUGAAAAUUUGGUGCUCCGUCACGGCGGCGGAUCGGACAUUGAGUAUGAUUCUUGGAUUGCCCUAUGGGGUGAUGGAAUCCUUCUUCAAGCCGCAGGUUGAACGUCGACUUCAAAUGUCUGUCACGGACGCCGAGCAAUAUUUCCUGCGUAUGAGCAUGGUUGCGGGGCACAUUGUCGACCGAAAUCAUGAUUUCUCCGAGACUAGCCUCGAACAGACGUUAGCACUUGACCAAGAACUGAUGGAUGCUUGGAAGAAUCUACCAGAGAGCUUCUUCGGCAUCCUGCCAGGCCCAAAAGAAACUCGCGAAAGUUUCCAUGCUAAACUUCCUCUCCAAUUGAUGCUCAACGUGGUGCGAGCUUUGCUGCAUAUGCCGUUCUUGCUGAAAUUCCCUCAAGAUCAACGCUUCAGUAUUUGUCACCGUGAAGCCAUCCAGUCGGCGCGAAAUACAUUGAUGCUAUAUAAAGUUCUACGGUCCAUGAUGAAAACUUAUUUGUGCAAAAUGAUCGACUUCUUCGCCCUUACUAUGGGCAUGAUGGUUGUCGUGUACCUUCAUGGACAUUUCGAUGAGUCACCUGCGCUUCACAAGCAACAAGAUGAUCAAGACUGGAGGCUUCUCGGAGAAGUGGCUGACAUUCUCGGUCAAGCUGCUAACGAGGCGGGAGGGACUGUGGCUGCCCAAUCCGCACUGAUCCUUACCAGCAUCGUCAACAGCAGGUCACAUAUUAAGGAAUGGGCAUCAGCGCCGUCGUGCAAGGUCACCAUUCCUUACUUUGGGUCUAUCGUUAUUGGCGCCGGCCCCAAGGUAUUGAGAUACCACCAAGUUGGCGACAACGACGAUGUUGGACCAAAGACAUUACCCCCUGCUGUCAAAGAUCUUCCUUCAGUCUACCCGCAGAGUCUUUAUACGCUGCAGACGCCCCCGUUCAGUGACCCAGAACUGUCAUCCGCGACAUACGCCAGUGGCGCUUCAAACUCACAAAGUCCAGUGCCCCGACCCCCUGUGACUUCCAAGGAUCUUGCUCAGCCGUUGCCUCCAGGUGAAGAUCCUUCUAUUACCGAAUUUGCUGGUUUCGGAUCGACAUCCUUCACAGGGCUUUUCAAUGACUUGGAAGAGUCGGCGUUGUUGAAUCUUGCCGUUGAUCAUGGACUAGAUUACGGCUGGAACGUGAACUGGUUCGACUGA
Molecule: messenger RNA, 2190 nt
Organism: Penicillium diatomitis
Lineage: Eukaryota; Fungi; Ascomycota; Eurotiomycetes; Eurotiales; Aspergillaceae
Exons: 3
Coding region: 1-2190 (729 amino acids)
Biological process (GO): regulation of DNA-templated transcription
Molecular function (GO): DNA-binding transcription factor activity, RNA polymerase II-specific; zinc ion binding
Source: RefSeq, a predicted model, not a curated record